AUGAGACGUACACAGGUCGGCCGACGCCCUUCUCGCGGCUGGCUUGGGCGAUCCGUUCCUCCGAGUCUUGCCGAGCUGCCGCGCUGUCCUGUGUGUGAAGCUUCAGUUCGCGACGGCCGACGUCCAGCUCUGCCUUCCGGCGCCCUGGUGUUCCCUCAGCCGCCCUGUCGCUUUCUUUCUCACUCCUCCUGCUACUGCGGCUUCUUCCCCACUCAGGAGCAACCAAACACUGACGGGAGAAACGAGCCGCAAGGCGGCAGUAGACACCCCGAAAACUGCAGCAGACGUCGGGCGUCUAGUCACACUGAAUUGAUAUCUGAAGUCAAAAGCGCGAGUGAACGUCUCUCUGUCAAGCAAAAAAUCAAUCGAAAGAAGAGAAGAGGGCAGCUGUGCGCCUUUCUUCUCCUUACGUGCGCGGUUCGUUUGAGUCUCGCAAGCAGCGCCUCCUCGCCAUCUGCCCCCUCUCCUCCGUUUUCCUCUCUCCUGGCCGCUCUGCCUAGCUCGGCGUCUGGCUGUCUGCUUUCGUCUUCAUCGGCCUUCUCACGCGCCCUCCCGUCACAGGCGCUGCGGGUCUCGCCUGGGCUUACUCCGCCUUCUUUUCCGCAGUUGUUUUUCUUUUUGUCGCCUUUUUCUCACCGUUUUCCUACGCCUCUCGCCCCCCCGCUCCCGCUUCGUGCAUCGUCUUUUUGGCGGUUUCUUCCUCCGCAUCUGAGCGUCCUGCCUCAGGGAAGUCGGUCCGCGCAGCGGCAGCCGCGCUCGCACAGUGGACCCCGACAAACGACGGGCGUUUUCUAUGCGUUUCUGUUCUCCUGUUCACCUCUGGCUUCCAGGAAGGCCGGGAUUGUGUCUCCGCUUGCCUUACCGUGCGCCGUGGAGUCUUUGCCGCGUUCCGCGUCUGCUCACUCGCUUGGUUUCGGCUCGCCGACGAUUUCGGCCGCCUCGCGCCGCCGGCCAUCGUCUCUCUCUUCCACAGGCUCUUCGCCGGCGACCCCUGACUUCCUUCCCGAGUACUUUCAUCACUACGUCGACUCCGACGCUGCCGACGGCGGGCAGACUGGGGCGGCGGGCGCCUCCGCGCGUUACCGCCCCGGUCUAACCGCAGAGAUGGAGCGCGCACUCGUCGGCUACGAGUUCGGCGUGCGCUUUAGUCGCCCCUCGGACGACAAUUAUGUGCCAGGCUACACGCAGUCGCGCAUCGCCGCCGCCACUAGACCGCACAAGAGUCUCCAAGCCUCCACCGUGGCCGACGCCCUCGGGCCCCGGCCGACCGCCGCCCCGCGCCCACCGCGCCCGAACGGCGCCGAGGCCCCGCUGGAGAGGCCCUCCGGAGACAGCGGCACUCCGCGCGACGGCGACGCGCAGCGGGAUGAGGGAGGUGAGCAGAAGGCAGCGGAGCCGCUGGGCGCAGCAGCCACGCUCACAUUUCAGCCGUCUUCGCCGUCGUCUUUCGGCGUGUUCGAGAGCUUCCCAUACGACGCGAAGGUGGCAGGGGCGCCUGCAGGCGAUGCCCACGAGUACGAGGUGGCUCGACGACGAGAGGAGGAAGAGCGGAAGCGGCGCGCGAAUGCGAAAGACGAAGGCUUCCAGGUCGAGCUCCAGACCAAACUCCUGCGUGAGGGCGUUCUCUCCAUCAUGGGUAGCGAGGAAGACCGCGAGAAGGGCCUCCGCUUCGGCCUGCGGCCCCGCGGCGAAGACGCUGCCAUGUUCAUCAAAAAGCAAGUCCCUGUCCACCGCCUCAAGCUCUUCCAGUGGGAUAACUUAGAGGUCGCGUCGGCAGGCGGGUACAUGCCGCCGCUUCACCUGUCUCUCGUGCGGGCGACGGAAGUCCUGCGCGCCUGCCAUCGCCUGUUCGGGCCCGAAGGGACGCCGCGGCACUUCACCGUGCCCGCGCCUUCGCGGAAGAUGUCGCUGCUGCGCGACGCUGAGACGGAGGCGGCGGCGCGCGCGCUGGCGAACGAGGGCGACGCUCACUCCGCGGAGCAGGCGCUUGAGAAGCGGCGAGACAUUCAGGAGCUGCGAGACACCGCCUGGGCGCCGCACCUGGUCGGCCUGCGCGUGCAUGAUCAGGAGGAGCUAUUGCGAGACCAUCGAGAGACCGUCGUCGAGGACUUGCCGGCCGCGGCGGAGGAGCUCCACAAAAUCGGCUUUCGCUGGGAGGCCCUAGAGGUCGAAGAAGACGAAGAGGAAGAGUUCAGCAUCUUCCUCGAGGCCUUCGCCUCGUAUAUAAGCGAGAAAACGAAGGCGUUUUCGGCUGACGACGGCGCUGGAGCUGAGGGUGCGCGGCCUCCGCUGCAGGCGGCAGAACUUCCGGGGGAGGAGGUCUCUGCGCCGGUCAGCAUCGACCCGCUUCGGCCUUCUCGCGGCCUCGCGCCAUCCUUUCAGCCCUUCCGCGCGCCGCCGGCGCUCCCCGCGCGCCAGCCGCCGUCGCUGUUGCCGCAGCGUUUUUUCAAAAUUCCUGCGGAACCCAGAUACCCCGAAUACCUCUGGGGCUACCCGCUCGGCGCGGUGAUCUCCGAGCUGAAAAAAGGCCGGAAAUUCCUCGGGAAAGUCCCCCAAGCCCUAAAGCUUCUUCGCGCCGUCGAGUUCCCCAUCCAGACCAUCGAAGGCGUUGAGCGAUUCAUCAACGAAAACGCUGCGAGCAGAGACGAUGCAGCCGGCGCCAACCAAGAGGCAGACGACAGAGAUUCAGGCCCGCUGGCGGACGUGUUUGGCGACGACGAAGGCUUCGUUGAGCCGCUGAGCAGCGACACGCGGCUCAAGGACGGAGAGGAACUGGAGAGAGAUCGCGAAGGCCUCUUCGGAGGCCCUGAGGGAGAGGGCGCCUCGGGAGAGGAAAGCGGGGAGGCGCGCGACCGCGAGCAGGUCUGCGGCGGCCAGGGAAGUCAGGCUGGGGAAACCGCGAAGCGUGCGGGAGAGACGGACGCGAAGGCGGCGUACGUGAGAGACAUGGACGUGCGAGAGCUUCGCAAUCUCCUCGCCGACGCCGUGAACUUCGAGGAGGCGACCGAGGCGCGCCUGGCGGCUGCGGGCAGGCCCGACGCUCCGCCGGCCGCUGACCAGCCGCGCGAGCAGGCGUUCCCGGUGUCUCCGUACUAUCACUUGAUCGUCCCGGCGGAGUUUCCUCUGCCGGUGCCCCUCCGGCGCCCGACGCCUCGGCGAGGGCUGCGGUGGCAGUUGCAGGCGCUCCAGCAGCGUCUCCUCGCAGAAGAGGAAGGCGAGAAAAAAUCGGCGACUGUUCAGGGCGAAGGCGCCGCUGCCGACGCCGCGUCAAACCACGGGAAAGGGAAGAAGAAGCGAAGAGGGAAGAAGCGGGAGGAGGCCGCGACGGAGGCCUCGAAACGAGACGCGAACGGCGCUUCUCCGGAGAAGGAGACGAAAGCCGACCAGAGCGACGGAGCGAAGCCUUUCCUUGGAAAUUGCGCGCUGCGCUAUCCUCAUGCACUCUUUUCGCGACGAAGGACGGAAGGCGGGUUUCACUACGCCUUCGAUAAGUGGAGCUUCGACGAUGUGGUUGAGGCGAUGCAAUAUUUCAACGACCUGUACGAGGGCGUUCAUCGUGAAAUUGGCGCUGAGGAGGCGCUCACCUUCAACGUGUUGCCGCGCGGCUGGUGCAUUCCAUCGCCGGAUCACCGCACGUUCCCGAAGCUCGUCUCGCCAUUCGCGGCUGCGGCCGCGCCGCCUCCGACCGCCGCGUCAGUGCCUGACGUCCCUGAGUCCCUCUGGCCUGAGGAGUGGAGAGGGAUGCCCCUGGGCAAAUACCUCCACGGCUUCCGCGUCGGAGACAUCGAUGCAAAGUUCCACCCCCGCAGACGCCCGCUGCUCGACCGCCUCGGCCUCGACUGGGGUCCGCCGCUCCAGUACCUCCACUUCACCUGGAUGAAACUCCUCAAAGGCAUGCGCUGGUGGAUGUUGUUCCGCGGCCAGCCACUCGAGCAGUUGUUUCCCUGGACUGAGAUCCCGGAGUGGACUUUUGUGGCGAAUAUCUGCAAGCCUGAAGAAGUGCAGGGCCUGAAGCUCGGCUACCUCGUGCACAUGGCCAACCGCCAGGAGAACAUUUUGCAUCACUACUACCCGCACCGCUUCGAGAUCUACAAGCGGCUCAACCUCUGCGUCCUUCCAGCGGACCGGCUUCUGCUGGACUUCCCCUUCAAGGUUCAAAAAGAAAACCUGCCUGAGCAGGGCGCGCUCGGCUACCUCAUUCCGCAUGUGCCCCCCGAACAGAGAGAGGACGUCUAG
Messenger RNA from Besnoitia besnoiti, 4236 nucleotides. RefSeq lists its product as uncharacterized. Bases 1 to 4236 code for a protein of 1411 amino acids. The record is from RefSeq and is a predicted model, not a curated record. Lineage: Eukaryota; Apicomplexa; Conoidasida; Eucoccidiorida; Sarcocystidae. The transcript has 11 exons.